Molecule: messenger RNA, 28807 nt
Organism: Xyrichtys novacula (pearly razorfish)
Lineage: Eukaryota; Metazoa; Chordata; Actinopteri; Labriformes; Labridae
Source: the annotation of a GenBank genome assembly
CAUCUCCUUCUUCUUAAUCUCACAAUCCGUUACUCCUUUUCUCCUCUUUUUUUCUCCUCUCACCUCCUUGUUGUUUCCUCCUCUUCCUCCUCCUCCUCCUCAUCACUCUCUCUCCUCCUCUUUACCACUUCAUCCUUUCCUUCUUCUUCUUCACCUCCUGACUCCUUCUCUCCUCUUUCGAAUCACCUCCUCUCCUCCUCCUCUUCUUUCACCUUCUCCUUUCAAGUUUGACCUUCAUCUUUUCUCUCUUCUUCUCUCCAGCACCUCCUCCUCCUCCUCCCUUGGCUCCCUGUUCCUCUCUCCCUCUUGUUCUUCUCUCUCUCCUCUUUCCCCCCUCUUUCUCCUCUCCUCUGCUCCUCCUGUCUGAGAUAAUCCUCUUCUUUUUUUUUAAGCGAACACCUCCUCUUCACCUCCUCAGCACCUUUUCCUCCUGUGUAAUCACCUCCUCCUCUCGUCUUCUCCCUCUGUUUCUCCUUUUUCUCUCUCCUCACUCACUUGUCCUCCUCUUUCAUCUUGACUCCUUUCUCUCUCUCCCUCUCUCUCUGGAUCUCCCUUGCACCUCCUGUGUUUUUGGAGCCUCCCUCCCUCCUGCCGUCUCCCCCUCCUCCCGCCUCAGUCUCCCCCUCAGCAGCAGGAGGAGCAGCAGCCUGUCGGUGUUUCGGCGGAGCAGGAGGAGAACCGGCGGAGCGGCAGAGCGAUGCAGAGAGCGCGGCAGGAUGUCUUUCACCUCCUCCUUCUUCUCCUCCUCCUGGUCCCGGACUCUCCGAGUCUUCCUCCUGUUGCUGCUCCUCCUCGCGCCUCCGUGUCUCCUCCACCCUCAGCCGUGUCACCUCCUGGCGCAGAUCGGACACUCGGUGCGCGUCGGUGCGCUCUUGCCGGCGCAGCGCGCGGCUCGUGUGCGGGUCCAGGCGGCGCUGAACCGCGCGGCAGCGGCUCUGAGACGGGACCGGGAACGGGACCGGGAUCUGGACUUGGACCUGGACUUAGACCGGGACCUGGACCGGGACCGGGACAACUUUCUGCCCUACAACCUGAGCCUGGAGCUGGUGUCCCGGCAGCCCGCCGCCGCGGACCCACAGUCCGUGAUCCGGAUCGUGUGUGAGGGCGUGGUGGUGCGCGGAGUCUCCGCCGUCCUCGCCUUCCCUCAGAGCCGCGAGGAGCUCCUACAGGUGGACCUGCUGGCGUCUUACCUGGAGAUCCCGUUCCUCAGCGUGUUCGAGCACGAGGAGCCGCUCCGCACACAGGUACGACUCUGAACCACACCUGGAGCAGCCCGGGCAGCGCGCGCGCUCCAUGCAGUGUGUGUGUGUGUGUGUGUGUAUGUGUGUGUGUGUUUGACCUUGACCUGUUUGAUGUCUGGAGGUUUUCUGGUCCAUUUAACACAGAGACACAGAGACUGUUUCUGUUUUUUCACCUUUAAUGUUUUUUUGUUUCUCUUCAGUUUAAAAUCAAAAGUCAAAGUUGUCUCUCUGAGGUUUCAGGGUCCAUCCUCAUACUGGAUUUAUGCUUUUGGAUUCUGCGUCAGAAACCUGGACAAAAAAACAUUUCACUAAAUUGAAACCAUAAAGAAAAAACAGAACUGAUUUAUACCACUCAUUAUUUCACCGCCUGACAGAACGAAUCCAAGCGUGUGAAUAAAAAUGAUCAUAAUGUUGAUAAAGUCAUGUUGGCUGCAUGUUUGUCGUAUGGUUUCGUGUUCUCAUGGUUGUGUGUUUGCUGUGUUCAUCCUGGAUUUCUUUGUCCAGGGCCCACGUUGGCCCGGAGCCUGGAGCUUGAGUACUUUGGCCUGUGGCAGGAUCUGCUGCUGAUUCAAGUCAGGGCCGCGACCCUCUGCUGCAACUCAUCCCCCCGUCUUUACAGCCACAUCUCCUGCUCCUCUUUAUCUGUCCUCUCGGUCAAAGUCUCCAAAGUCACUUUACAAACUCUCUGCUCUCCAACUUUAGCUGCAGGUGAUCACAGAGUUAACCAUCAUUCACUCAUUCAUCUGUUUAUAAUUCAUUCCUCUGUUAUUGUUGUAGUUCUGUAUGAAAAUUAAUCAGAACAAUUAUCAGAGAAGAGUGAUAACUGUUAUCUCACAGUGCAUUAUGGGAGAAGUAGUUUAUUGUUGUUAGAUGUGUUUGUCUUAAACGCGAUCUUUUGUUGUCGUUGUGCGGUUGUUGUACGGUUGUGUCGUUGUUGUGCGGUUGCGUGUGCGCAGAAACGAGUGGUGAUGAAGUGUUGUUGAAACUGUGAAUGGGAUGUAAGAAUCUCGUUAAAAGUCCCUCGUUAGAGACUUAACGAGCAGAUAAUUAGCUGCUGACACUUAGAAACAGACUGCUGAUUGCAGGCCCACACACACACACAUACACACACACACACACACACACACACACACUCUAACUGAGCCCGGAGGUGCCUUCAGGAUCCCAGAAAGAAACAGGAAUCAGAAAUAUUUUGGUUCACAGGAUAAAAACAGGUUACCAUGGGGACGGCAACAUCACACCUGACUGACUGAGAGCACAGCCACCUGUCCCCACCUUUAUCCACCUUUAUCCACCUAUCUUACCUGUCCUCACAUGUCAUCAUUUCACUGCCCUUGCCUUUUCCUUUUACCUGUUCCCAACUGUCCCUACCUGGUCUGAUCUUAACUCACCUGUUCUUACCUGUCCUAAUCUCUCUGCAUCUGUCCCAGCCUGUCCUGUCUCCUUCUUACCUGUCCUUUCCUGUCCCGAUAUUCUCUUUCUGGUUCUCACCUGUCUUUAUAGAUCCGUCUUUUUUUGUCAUUACCUGUCCCACAUGUUCUUACCUGUCCUCUUCUCUUCAUUGCUGGUCCUUGCCAGCCUUCCAUCCUUACCUGUCCUCACUUUUCUCACCUGUUCCCACAUGGUUGUGUCUUGCCUCUCCCUUUCAUGACCCGUCCUCAUCUUUUCAUCUCCCUGUUGUUGCUCCUUUCAUCCUCAUCAUUUCUUACCUGUCCCUACCGAUCACCCCUUCCUAUCACCUGUAUCCACCUUUCCUUCCCACCCUUACUUUAUUACCUUUUUACUUUUAUACUGUGACAAGUAUAACUGAGUAUCAUCUGCAUAAAGAGCUGAGCUGGGUUUUUUUUGGCGCUGGCGGCGUCUUUAACCUCAAUGUCAGAGCACUUCUUACCAGCAUUAUGACCACUUUCCUCAUAAGUGACUGUUAGGUCUGUUUUAAAACGCUCUGUGUGCUUCAUAUUUGCUUUUAUUCAACAGUUUUUCACAAAUAUGUAACAAUAAUGGAUAGAAAAUAUCGUAUCAAUACUAACAGCUCUUGGAUUUGACUGGAUUUUGGGGAUUGAUUUAGACCAGUUAGUAUCUUAACUUGGUACCAGAAGGUUGGUGUUGCAUCUUCAUGUUCCUCUGUUAAGUAUGGUGUGCCUCAGGGGUCAGUUUUGGGUCUUGUUUAUAUUUUUGUAAUCAUGCUUCCUCCUGGGACACAUAAAACAAAGACAUUAGACCUUUACACGGAUGAUACUCAGCUGUACCCUCCUGUUGAAGUCACUCAUCCUGGGCUGUUUAGUUCACUCCAUUACUCUUUACAGGAAGUUAAAACUCUGAUCUGAACAGUGAACUUCCCAGUUUGGGAUCAAUAAAGUAUAUCUAUCUAUCUAUCUGUUCCUUUAGUUAAAUCUGAUCUGAACAUUUCCUUUGGUCGUUUCCCAGUGAAACUGAAAUCCUUGUUAUCAGGUCCCAGCAGAUGGCUAAACAAGUCCUGCCAUCUGCUGGGUUCCUGGUGGAUCAUAUUAAGCCCGUUGUAAGGACCCUUGGCAUCUGGUUUGGCAGCAGUUUGAGUUUUGAACAACACAGCACUAAACUUGUACUGUCAUGCUUUUGUGAUUUUAGAAACAUCCCAAAGAUACAGUCCUUACUUUUUAAUGUUAUAAAGUCGCAGAGACGAUUUUACAAACUUUUAUUUCAUGACAGCUGGAUUACUGUAACACUCUUUUUACAUCUCAAACUGCAGCUGGUGAAGAACUUUGGAAGAACCCAUAAAUUUGAGCACAUUAUACUUUUUGUUGAUAUAUUUUAGUCUGAAACGUCCUUAAAGUGACCAGAUUUAAUGUUUCCUGGUUUUAUUCAAGCCAGUGAAGAUCCCUCUGAAAUCUGUUUAUUUUGCAUUUUUAAUUUUGUGAUGGAGUUCUUGAAAAGUUCCGUGUUUAUAGAUUAUUUAUAUUAUCGUUCAAUCAAACCACAAGAAGCUCGAUAUUGGUUGGUGAACAUCGUUUGGUUAUUUCAAAGUCAAGUGCAAAAACGGCAUCGCUCCACACAAUGAGCUGACAAUAAACAUCAAUAGAAAGCUUCUCAUGAUAUCCCCUUAAGGAAAGAUUUGUUUUACUUCACUUUAUAUAUGAAUUAAAGUAAAACAAAUCGGUCCGAGCGUCGAGCCCUGUGGAACUCCACGGUUAACGCUCGUGUGUUCUGAGGACCUCUUAUCUACAAGUAAAGAUACGAUCGAUCUGAAACACCAACGUAUGCAAAAUCAGAAAAUAUUCAGAAGGAACUAGAACUCCAUAACUCUGAAUAUAACCUUCUCUGUUACCAUGGCAACCAGCCAGGUAAAAAAAAAAGAGGGACAGCUUCAGAGAAGAAGAGACCGAGAGAGAGCGAGGGAGAGGUUUUCAAGUCUGUUCUCUGUGAGUGUGAGUGUGUGUUUAAAUCUAGCAUGUCCCCAAGCCGAAACUUCCUGCUCCAGUCCCUUUGAUCAUCCUGCUGUUACUACGUCUCCACGGCGACACCAGCUGCUGCUGUGAGCUGAUUGGUUGUUUGAUUGACAGACAGGAAGCGGGAAACAGGAUGGAGUGACAGCCUCAGUUUGUUUAGAUCUGCUUUGGGGAAAAAAACACGUCUUAAAACAGAGGGGGGUGUCUGCAGCCACAGAACCGGAUCAGGUUCUGAUCCCAGACCUCAGUGUAGGGAUCAGAACUGAUCCAGCUCUGAGCCAGCUGGCGGGGGAGCAGAAGGAGCUCUGGAUCUCCUCAUUCAUCCUCCGCGGAGGAAGGAGGAGGAGGAUCAGGACUCAAGCUGCUCAGGAAGUCAAGCGGCAGAGGAAAACUGAGCUUCAAACCACCAUAAGACAUUCCUCUCAGCUGAUUGGCUGCUGAUCAGCUGAUUGGCUGCUGAUCAGCUGAUUGAAGUUUUCUCUGUGUUUAUUUUUUCAGUAUGAAGCAGAGUGUGAAGCAGCUGUUCUCCCAGCAGGCUUUGCUGUCAGUGAGUCAGGACUCCGGUUCAUAAAUAAACAUCAGAGUGAGAGCUCCUCCUGCUGACAUGGCUAGCGUAAUGCUAACAGCUGUUAGCCUUACGAAAAUAACACAACAUCAACAACAACAACAACAACAACAACAACAUCAACAAAAAAAACAGAAAAAAAAAUCAUCAACAUAAUAUUAAAAACAACACCAUCAUCGACAAAACAGCAACAACACAACGAUAAAAACACAACAACCACAACACUGGUGAUGGUAGUAUCCUUAGCAACAACCAGCAUCCCAGUGUAGAUCCCUUUUCAGGGUAACACAUUGUGAAAAGUUUUAGUAAAGAAGCUGACAUCAAGUGUAACACACAAUGUAUACAGCCCAUAGUAAACAUGGCCGACAGUGUACACAGCCCAUAGAUAACAUGGCUAACACUGUAGACAGCCCAUAGUAAACAUGACCGACAGUGAACACAGCCCAUAGUAAACAUGGCCGACACUGUAGACAGCCCAUAGUAAACAUGGCCGACAGUGUACACAGCCCAUAGAUAACAUGGCUAACAGUGUUUACAGCCCAUAGUAAACAUGGCCGACACUGUAGACAGUCCAUAGUAAACAUGACCGACAGUGAACACAGCCCAUAGUAAACAUGGCCGACACUGUAGACAGCCUAUAGUAAACAUGGCUAACAGUGUACACAGCCCAUAGUAAACAUAGCUGACAGUGUACACAGCCUAUAGUUAACAUGGCAGACAGUGUUUACAGCCCAUAGUAAGCCUGUAACAUGGCCCUCUGUAAAUGUUGUUGUGAAAUUUUGUCGCACAGUGACGCUUUAAUUGAACUAACAUGUACAAGUGUGGACUGGUGCAGACUGAUUUAGUUGGAUGUGGUCUGAAGUGGUCCAGUUUUGACUUUUGUAGAACUUGCUGGGGGUGUUUAGAGUCCAACUGGCUUGGAGCCAUCUGAUUGGCUGACUCUUUGAUGUAAACAGGAUGUGAUAGACUGGAUGAGAGCCAGUCUGAAUCAUUAAUCUCUGGACUGUAACAAGCUUUUAGUGAGAUGAAACUUUUAAACCUGAACUCUUUCCUAAUGCUACACACACACACACACACACACACACACACACACACACACACACACACACACACACACACACACACACCCUUGUCAGUGCCCAUAUAAGGUGUACAUUAAGUAACCUGUGAGGAAUAAUUUCAUAUUUUGUGAUCAAUAAAUGAACUAUAAUCGUAAUAAUGAUAAAGUUAAAUCUUACCCUGUUCAGACAAACUCAGAUCCACUCAGGCUGUAAUAAGUUUAAUAAGUUUAUUCACAAAUAUUUAUUUACAUCAGUAUAAAUUCAGACUGUUGUGGAUCAGAGCGUUCAGAAUCAGAUCGGAUUAUUACUGACGCUGCGUUCAGGUGCCUCAGGACAAACAGAGGAGCCGCUUCAGUUGAAGUUGUUUGAGCGCUCGGUUCAGUGUGGACUUUGACUUCGGACUCAGCUUACACAGAGCUGCUGCAACAGGCCGCAGAUCGAUAUUUCAUCAGACAGGGAGAAGGUCAGAAGGAUUAAAGAGGACGGCCUCCAUCAUCCUCCUCAUCCUCAUUUCAGUCAAACUCUCAAACAUAAUCUCCCGGGUUAGUGUCCUGUUUACAGAUUUUUACGUAUUAAAUCAAUUGUUUCCUCUGAGUCUGUUUACAGAGAGUCUGUUUGCUGUGUUUCUGUAAGAACCUGGGACUGCACAAAGUCAUUAUUUAUUAUUUUCAUUGAUUUCUUUCUUUUUUUUUGUCCUUAUUUGACUGUUUGAGACAGAAAAUACUGGGGGAGGAUAAUAAACACCAAAUCCUGCAGGACCGGGAAUCUCACAACCACAGCCUCUGCACACACAGCCAAACCAGCGUCUCUGUUGGUUUUAUCUUCCACACACAUUAUUCUGUAAAAUCCAAACAGAACAUUUGAACACAAGCUCUGCCUCUGUUCCUACAUAUCCCAUGAUGCCCCAGGAUACAGCGGCCCCACGAGGAAGGAGCGGCUGUAUUCAGCUGAGUGGAAAAAUGUAAAAAGAGGAACAAAGUCAGCUGAUUUUAUUAUUCCAACCUCAGGACACUUUUACUGCUUCAGUCUGCGGAAACACUUUCACAGGUUAGAGACACUGAAGGGCCGCCGUGGCCCUGGGGUACAGCCGGUCCUCUCCGUAGAAGGUUGGCGGUUUGAUUCCCGGUUUGAAAUGUCCUUCAGCAGCAGUGUGUUUGUUGUUGUGUGUAAAUGUGUGUCAUUGUACGGAUGGUGACACUGAUCUCAGACGGGAUCUCUGACUGUUCCCUGAGUUUGAUUAACAGACGAUUGACGGAGGGUUGGACUUGGUCUAGCUCUAAGUUACGACCUCGGCUCCACGGUAACUUCAUUAUUUUUGUGUUUGAGGAGAUUUUCAGCUUUUUUGGAGCUGAAUAAAAAUAAAAACGGUGACAUAAUCAAUAAAAAAUGAGCCCAGUAAAUUAGAGGUCAGUAAGAAAUGAUGUUCAGUUAAGGACAGAGGACAGAAUGAAGAGUUGGGUUCAGCAGAAACAGAAAACUCAAUAAGAGCAAAAGAAAUGAGAAUUUUCAGUAAAAAAACAAGAAGACAGAACAGCAAAACAGAGUCUAGAAGUAAAAACUGUAGAGUUCAUAAGAAACAGAAGAAAAAUAUCAGAAACAGUAAAAUUCUGUUUGAACAGAAGAGAGAAAAAAAGGUAGAGUUGAACAAAAAAGUAGAACUCAGUCGAAAAAGUAGAGACCAGUAAGAAGGUUCAAAGUGAACAGUGGAGUUCUGAAGAUACAAUAGAGAUCAGUAGAAACAUUAGACUUCAGUAGAAACAGCGUUCAGUAGAAUCAGUUAAGUAAAGUAGAAUCAAUAAGAACAAUGGAGUGAAGUAAAAACUGUUGAUCUAAGUAAGAAGAGAUGAUCUCAGUAGAAACAGUAGAUUUAGGUGUAAACAGUAGAAAUCAGAAGGGCUUAGUAGUUGUCAGUAGAAACAGUAGAUCUCAGUAAAAACAGUUUUUGUCGGUAGAGCUUAGUAGAAACAGCAGAAACGGUAGAACCAGUAAAGCUCCAUAAAAACUGUAGAGUUCAGCAGAAACAGUAAAUUUCAGUAGAAACAGUAGAACUCAGUAGAGCUAAGAAAAGACCUCAGUAGAACCCAGCAGAUCACAGUAGAAACAGUAGAUCUCCGAAGGUCUCAGUAGACUUUAGUAGACUGUAGUAGAUCUCAGUAGAAACAAUAAAAAACAGUAGAGUUCAGUAGAAACAGUAGUUGUCAGUAGAAACAUUAGGCCUCAUUAGAAACAGUAGACCUCAGUAGAGCUCAGUUAAGACCUCGGUAGAAACAGUAAAAAUAGUUAAGUUUAGUAGAAACAGUAGAGCUCAGUGGAAACAGUUGAGUCCAGUAGAAACACUAGAACCCAGUAGAGUUUAGUAAAGACCUCAUUAGAAACAGUAAAAAUAGUAAAGUUCAGUAGAAAUAGUUGUCAGUAGAAACAUUAGGCCUCAUUAGAAACAGUAGACCUCAAUAGAGCUCAGUUUUGACCUCAGUAGAAAAAGUAGAACCCAGUAGAGCUUAGUAAAGACCUCAUUAGAAACAGUAAAAAUAGUAAAGUUCAGUAGAAAUAGUUGUAUAUAUACAAUAGUAGAAACAGUAGAGCUCAGUGGGAACAGUUGAGUUCAGUAGAAACAGUAGAGCUCAGUAGAGCUCAGUAAAGACCUCAGUAGAAACAGUAAAAAUAGUAAAGACCAGUAGAAACAGUAGAUCUCAGUAGAGCUUAGUAAAGACCUCAUUAGAAACAGUAAAAAUAGUAAAGUUCAGUAGAAAUAGUUGUAUAUAUACAAUAGUAGAAACAGUAGAGCUCAGUGGAAACAGUUGAGUUCAGUAGAAACAGUAGACCUCAGUAGAGCUCAGUAAAGACCUCAGUAGAAACAGUAAAGACGAGUCGGCAGGCGGAGGGAGGCGUGGAUUUGGAGGUUGUCAGAAACUUUUUGAUGAUUCAGUUUGUUGUUUUUUUUUUUUUGAUCAUCAAACAUUUUUUCAACUCUUUGAUCCUUGAAGAUCCACCUGUCAGAGCGUAGUCAUGGAGACGACACCGUGCCCCGCAUCACCAUGACAACGGGGAGACAGGGAGACAGUCUCACUUAAAAGGAUUUAUUUCUCCUCUUGAUUCUGAGAGGACAGGAAGGAGGAAGAGGAGGAGGAGGAGGAGGAGGAGGAGCGAUGUGAGUCUGAGAGACGCUCGGCUCGGUCAGCAGGGAGAGACGACGGGGUGAGGCGAGUAUCAGAAAAUCAUUCUAGACAGAACGAAUCAGGAUGAAGAGCACAAUAAUGAAACCAUCAGACUGAAAACAAAGACCAGGAGGAGGAGAAGGGAUGAGAAGAAAGAGGAGGAGGAGGAGCAGAGAGGAAAAAGAGGAGGAGGAGGAGGAGGAGCUGAUUUGUUAUUUAUGAUCCAAAUUUGACACAAAAACAGGCGAUAAAGUCAGAGCAGGACUCAGAUGAGAUCUGAGCUCCACCGCCGUGAUAUUUCCUGACCAAUCAGAGAGCUUUAUUCACGAUUCACACACACAUGAGAGGAGCCAGGGAUCGAACUGUGUGUCCUCCUUCUCCUGAGCCACACACACACACACACACACACACACACACACACACUAGUGUUUGAUCUUUCCGGGUUUCGGUCUGGAGGGUCUGCAGGUUCCUCUGUCAUGUUUCUGAUGCCCGUCGGCGUUGUUACGGUGUCUCUGACGGAGCUUCAUGUCUCUGAUUAUUGAAGGAGGAAAGAUCUAGACUCAGAUUCCUCUCAUUCUUCACUUACGUGUUCAUAUAGAUAAAAAAACACCAGAUGCGGUGCAACAGAAAGACAGCAAAACAAAAUCUGGUUCAAUCGGACUUAUCAGAACAAUCGCUGUAGUUUGUCUUUGUGAGCGUCUUCGUCUGAGAGAUCAGAGAGAUUUUAAACUUUAAUAACAGACCAAAUUCACGCUGUUAUCAGACUCUUUUUCUUCUUCUUCUCCUCUCCCUGAAAAUGAAACUGAAAAAGAAGAAAAAUAAGCCGUCUGGCUGCAGAAUCAGAGGAGAUGUCCUGGUUUGUUUUUCUCAUGUUGUUUCUGGUCGGACUCAGAACCCUGAGAAUCUCUGGGUUCUGGUUCUGGGGUUCUCUUUGUCCUUUUUGAAGACCUGGAUGUUUUUAAGUCCUCGUUUUCUUUGUGUUGGUGUAUUUCUGUGUCAAAAUCAAAGAAAUGAACAAACGACAGAAUAAAAAAACUCCUGAACAGAGGACAGGUGAGCUCUCCUCCGACCGUGUCGCUACCUGAUCCGUCACAGAAACCUGAUUUGUACCGCGCAUGUGCGAAAUGUCGCUUCCUUUCUUGGCAUUUUAAUGUAUUUAAUGCAAAUUUAGUUCACCUUAAAAACUUUAUUUAAACUACCGAUCGAUUCAGAAACAGGCUGGCGAUGUGACAGGUUAGCUAGCAGGAGGCUCUGGAGCUAAUGCCGAGGUAUUCGCUAGAGCUCCUGCCAAGAACGAUGAGACCUUUUGGGCCACAGAGAGCGCCACCACCUGGUCAAAAUUAUGGUUCUCUGGGUUUUUUUUUUUCAUAAAUUAAAUCAGUUAAGAAGACGCCGACACAUUAUGGACAAUAAUUUCAGCGUUUUUAUACAGCGUUUCAAUUUCAACCCUGAAAUAUUCACAUCGACUUUUACAGGACGCAUAAAAACCUAAAACUCUCUCACUGUGUUUAAUUCAACUUUAAGAACAGCGCCACCCUCUGGUCAGUCUGUGUGCUGUGAUUCUCAGACCUAAUGUUCUGACUCUGUCCGUCUGUUUCUCCCUCUGCUUCUCUGUCCUGGCCCUCCUGGUCCUGUUGGUUCUGUGUAGAACCGGUUCCACCUGCAGAUGGUGACGGGGGUUCCUGAGUCCAGUCUGUCUGAUCUGCUGCUGGCGGUUCUGCAGCGGUCCGGUCGGAGGGAGGGGAAUGUGGUUCUGUGUCGAGGAUGGGAGGAGUCAGGUGGUCUCCUGCAGCUGCUGGAUGAUUGGAGCGAUAAAGGCGAAUCAUGGGCUGGAGGAGGCGGGGCCACCUGGCACCUGCGCGCCGUCCUGAACCUGACGCAGUCGUCACAUGAUGACACUCAGAUCCACGACUUCCUGUCCCGACACUUCAGGCAGAACCAGUCCUUGCCGACAUCUGUGCUGCUGUUCGGAGCUGACCCGCAGUGUGCAGCGGCGGUUCUACGCAGCGCCCAGGACUUGGGACUAACCUUACCCAUGAUGCACUGGGUUCUCGGCCAGCCGCUCAGCCCUGAUGCGCUGCACGCCAUUGGACUACCGCUCGGCCUGCUGGCAUACGGCGAGGUUCAGAGGAAACCGCUGGACUUCUACGUCAGAGACGCCCUGAUGCUCAUCACCAGAGCUGUCUCCACGGCAACCAUGGUGAGACCGGACCUGGCUCUGAUACAGAACAUGAAAAACUGCUAUGACCAGGUGACCUCAUCAGGACAAUACCUGUCCAGGUAAAAACAUCACUUUGAAUUAUUUUGGUAUUAUAUUCUUCAUGUUGUCAAAUAUUAUAUUAUAUUAUAUUAUAUUAUAUUAUAUUAUAUUAUAUUAUAUUAUAUUAAAUUAUAUUAUAUUAUAUUAUAUUAUAUUAUAUUAUAUUAUAUUACAGUAUAUCAUAUAAUGUUAUAUUAUAUUAUAUUAUAUUAUAUUAUAUUAUAUUAUAUUACAUUAUAUUAUAUUAUAUUAUAUUAUAUUAUAUUAUAUUAUAUUAAAUUAUAUUAUAUUAUAUUAUAUUAAAUUAUAUUAUAUUAUAUUAUAUUAUAUUAUAUUACAUUAUAUUAUAUUAUAUUGUUAUAUUAUAUUAUAUUAUAUUAUGUUAUAUUAUAUUAUAUUAUAUUAUAUUACAUUAUAUUACAUUAUAUUAUAUUAUAUUAUAUUACAUAGUAUUAUAUUAUAUUAUAUUAAAUUAUAUUAUAUUAUAUUAUAUUAUAUUAUAUUAUAUUAUGUCAUAUUAUAUUAUGUUACAUAGUAUUAUAUCAUAUUAUAUUAUAUUAUAUUACAUAGUAUUAUAUUAUAUUAUAUUAUAUUAUAUUAUGUUAUAUUAUGUUAUAUCAUAUUAUAUUAUAUUAUAUUACAUUAUAUUAUAUUAUAUUAACAGACAAGACUCUGGAGUGGAAAUCACCGCACAGGCUCAAAAUUACUUCAGAAACUAUCAGAGUCACUAAGAUUUACAGAACCUGGUCUGCUGGAUUUACUUCAGUCUGCAGAGAGUUGUUGUAAACAGGAUGUUGUAUAUAGGUCAGUGUAAACAGGUUGGUGUUAAUGGGUUAGUAUAGACAGGUUGUUGUUGUUGUUGUUGUUUUCUGUCAGACGUGUGUUUUAUUCCUUCACUUUGAAUUUUUUCUUAUUGGUCUGAGACGAAUCUUUUCGUCUGCAGGAAGUGAAAACACAGACUCAGAGACUUAUGAGUGUGCGAGUGUGUUGACAGCAGCUGGAGCAGAUGAUGAUGAGUGCUCGGCUGCAUGAAUAAAUAUAAAAAUAAAAACAGGUUUCAUCAGACAGACUGAAAUAUUAACGUGUUUCCGCUGCAGCUGUGACUCCAAUUCCUCAGUCCUCACCUCUCUCUCUCAGGUGGGAGGAGUUAAUAUUGAAGGAACUCUCUCUCACUCACACACACACACACACGCACACACACAUGCACACACACACAUGCACACGCACGCGCAUGCACAUUUAAAUUCAUUUAUAUUCAUGAAAGGGUCUGCGAGUGUUUUUCUGUUUGUGUGAAUAUAAACAUGAUGAAGGAGGUUUAACUUUUAUUCAUGAAGAAAUUUAUUACACAGCCUGGAGCGCUCUCCCUCUCUCUCUCUCUCUCUCUCUCUAGCUCUCUCUCUCUCGCUCUCUCUCUUUCGUACAGUAAAUAAAUCCAAACUCUAGAGGAAAAGGUGAAUUCCUGCAGACGCUCUGCACUCUUGAAAAAAAAGCUCUAAAUGAGGAAAUUGUCAAAUCAAUCCCGGUACAAGGACAAACAGAGUCAGUCAACUUUGUUCUCAGUAGAUCUUUUCAGCCCACGGGAUGUUUUUAUAGUUUUAAGAGCUUUAAACUUCAUGUUUGAAAAAGGCCACUGAGGUGCUGUCUCAGGUGCCUUCAUUGUAAAUAAAGCAUCGACAUUUCAGAGACGUUCGUCCUUGCAGUGGAAGUCAGCUGAUGAAAUCUAAACAAAAUGCACUGUGGUUGCUCUUAAAGUGUACAAAAUUUAAAGAAAGCACCCCAGUUUCUUUUUUAAGCUAAUAAGACACAGUAGCAUGUGUUUGUUCUUUCUCCUUGACGAACAAAAUGUAAACAAAGUUCAUUCUAAAUGUUGUAUUUAAUUUAUAUAUAUUUAUAUUUUGCCAAUAAGUAGAAAAUGAAGCACCCUCUGGUUUCUUUUGGGCGACUAAUAGAUAAAGAAAUUGGCCUGUUUUGGUCCUGUAAAUGGACAAAAUGUAAACAAAGUACCCUCUAGUUGUUUUAUUAAUAUAUUAAUUAUAAACACUGCCCUCUGUUUGUUUUUUUAGCCAACAUGAUGUAAACAAAGUGCCCCUAAGUUUCCGUUUUCACAAUUAAAAGGUAUAUUAAGUGUUUUCAAUUUGUUCUUCAGACGGUGAAAUGUAAACAUAGAGCCCUCUAUUAGUUUUUGGUUAAAAAACGUAAACAAAGUGUCUUCUAAGGAAAGUAUUUUAAAGCUUAUAGAAUGUAAACUAAGUGCCCCAGUUGCUUUUUUAAGCUCAUAAGAUGUAAACAGAGUAGCCUCUGGUUGUUCUUUUUCCUUAACGAACAAAACGUAAACAAAGUUCACCCUAAAGUUUUUAUUUUAUUCAUAGAUAUAUUUAUAUUUUUGCUAAUAAGGAGUAAAUGAAGCACCCUCAGGUUUCUUUUGGGCUGAUAAUAAAUAAAUAACUUGGCCUGUUGUGGUCCUAUCAAUGAACUAAAUGUAAACAAAGUACCCUCUAGUUGCUUUUUAAACUUAAAUUACAUUAUUAAAUUAUUUGUUUUUUUAGACAAUAUGAUGUAAACAAAGGGCAGUGAAGUUUUCAUUUUAGUAAUUAAAAGGUAAACAAAGUGUUUUCAAUUUGUUUUUUAGCAGGUGGAAUGUAAACAAAGGGCCCUCUUAUAGUUUUUAGUUAGAAAAUGUAAACAAAGUGCCCUUUAUUAGUUUUUAGUUAGAAAAUGUAAACAAGAGUAGCAGGUGACACACGGACAGGAGCAUUUUAAAGCUUAUAGAAUGUAAACAAAGUGUUUUCAAUUAGUUUUUUAGCAGGUGGAAUGUAAACAAAGGGCCCUCUAAUAGUUUUUAGUUUUAAAUGUAAACAAAGUGCCUUUUAAGGACAGCAUUUUAAAGCUUAUAGAAUGUAAACAAAGGGCCCUCUAAUAGUUUUUAGUUUUAAAUGUAAACAAAGUGCCUUUUAAGGACAGCAUUUUAAAGCUUAUAGAAUGUAAACAAAGGGCCCUUUAGUUCUCUAUUAGCAAAUACAAUUUCCCCUUAAGUAGCCACUUGUUGCUUUUUUAUCAAAUAAAACAUAAACUAAAUUUUCUUUAGAUAUUUGAUCUUCUUAAAUGUAAACAAAGUUUCCUUUAGAUCCUCUUUAACUAAUUAAGAUAAAGUACCUUUUAGAUGUUUUUAAAUCUAAUAAAAAUCCCCAAAAUAUUUGAAGGACUGUAGAACAAAAUGUAGGAAACACUCAAGGACACACUAUAAAAAACAUUAUAUCACUACUGUUAGACGCACUAUAGGGACACAGCGGGCUGUAGAUCAAGGAGACAAGGAGACAAGCCGCAGGCAUGAAGGAGAUGAGGAGACGAGCUGCAGGCGUGAAGGAGAUGAGGAGAUGAGCUGCAGGCGUGAAGGAGAUGAGGAAAUGAGCUGCAGGUGUGAAGGAGACGAGGAGACGAGCUGCAGGCGUGAAGGAGACGAGGAGACGAGCUGCAGGAUAAAAUGUUUAAGCACAGCAUUGAGUUCACUGACAGGAAAAGAUCAAACACGUUCUCAGUGAAUGAAAUCACAUUCAGAGUGAAAGAUGAAAUCCUCAGAGGACGGAUUAUCUGCUGCAGAAGAAGAAAAGAAGUGCAGAGGGGGGAAAAAGCGUGAAGAGGAACAGAGAGUUCAGAGUGUUAAUAAGAAAUCAGAUCACACACCGACUCAUCAAUCUGACACCUGAACAGAAGGACUCUGAAUCCUUCCUGAGCGAACAUCAGGAAAUAUAAUGAGACCACUGUCGGACCAGAACCAGGUCAGGGAGACCAGAUCUCCCCUGAGGACUGUAGAGAUCCAUCCUUCGACAUGAUCUACCCAUCGGUCGUCAUGUUUUAAUAAUCAAUAUGUUAAAGGGAGAUACAUUCUCUAUUCAUUGAUCAAAUAUUUAUCUAAAACGUUCCCAUAAGUAGUUUGUUUUUCCAGAUACACGCUGCUGCUUCCUGCCCUGUGAUGAAGGUUACUCCUCAUCGCUCUCAGUGUUCUCAUCUUUUUAUCUGCUCAGCCUGUUUCUGCUUUAAUCAACACCAACGCCUCUAUUUUUCCACAGCGUGCUCUUCCUCUUAGCAGUGGCGGAGUUAAAAGAGCUGAAACAUUGUUAAAUGGAGCACAGGUGUACGCACCUGUCAGAGGAAACCAUCAUCAGGUUUAAGUGUCUGAGUUAAUAACCUGUCUGGAGGAGGACUGUGAAGACGUGGUUCAAAAACUAAAAACGGUGUUCGACAGAGACACAAUUGUGGGUUUUAUCUUUUAGACCUGUGUUCAACACGGGGGUGAGGGGGCUUUUAUUUUGAAGUAAAACCAGUUCUGACUUGGGGUAGUCAGGAUCUGAGGAAGUUCCAGUUUUUAGGAGAAAUCUUGAAUGUAAACUCUACCCCUCCCAACCAGUUUUCCCCUCAGCUCCUCCUCUCCCCUCAAGCCCUGCCCACAAACAGACGCUCCUGCUCGCUCGUAUCGUUCCAGUUAAAUUCAGAUAUAAUGCAGAUAAAUACUUCAGAUCAUUACAAAUGGGGCCCAGUCAAGGUGAAAGUCAAAAGCAUUGGUGCUACUGUAGAUGCCAACAGACUACCAGCAAACACAAUGUUUGCAGGACUUCUACAACGAGGAUAAAGUGACAUAGUCCAGGACCCGAAGGAGGACAGUUUAGCGAUGGCGCUACAACACGCUACAGCAGGUCCGUUUGACAAGAAACACUUCUGUUACAGACACUUGUCUUACUUUGUUAAAGCGGUUUACCUGUCCAGCAGAAAGGUUACAGGGUCACCAAGAUCCCCAAGCGUCCCCCAUCGUUUAUGUUGACCCGGCUUUUUAGCUCUUGUCCGGUCUACCUCCGUUUUAAGCGCCCGUUAUUCCUCCAAAGACUGUUUUCUUUUUGACCGGUUCGGUGUUGACUGUUUUCUUGCUGACUGUUUUCUUGUUGAUUGUUUUUUGUUGACUGUUUUGGUGUUGACUGUUUAUGGUUGACUGUUUUCUUGCUGACUGUUUUCUUGUUGCCUGUUUUGGUGUGGACUGUUUUCUUGUUGACUGUUUUCUUGUUGACAGUUUUCUUGUUGAUUGUUGUUGACUGUUUUCUUGUUGACUGUUUUCUUGCUGACUGUUUUCUUGUUGACUGUUUUCUUGCUGACUGUUUUGGUGUUGACUGUGGUUGACUGUUAUCUUGUUGACUGUUUUCUUGUUGACUGUUUUCUUUUUGACCGGUUUGGUGUUGACUGUUUAUGGUUGACUGUUUUCUUGUUGACUGAUUAUAGUUGACGUUUUCUUGCUGACUGUUUUCUUGUUGACUGUUUUCUUGUUGACUGUUUUCUUGUUGACUGUUUUGGUGUUGACUGUUUUCUUGCUGACUGUUUUCUUGUUGACUGUUUUCUUGUUGACUGAUUCAGACAAUUUUCUUGUUGACUGUUUACUUUGUUUGGGCUCCUGAGCUGUUUUCUUGUUGACUGUUUUCUUGUUGCCUGUUUUGGUUGACUGUUUUCUUGUUGACUGACUGUUUCUUGUUGACUGUUUUCUUUUUGACUGGUAUGGUGUUGACUGUUUUCUUGCUGACUGUUUUCUUGUUGACUGUUUUCUUGUUGACUGUUUUCUUGUUGACUGUUUUAUUGUUGACUGUUUUGGUGUUGACUGUUUAUGGUUGACUGUUUUCUUGUUGACUGAUGAUAAUUGACGUUUUCUUGCUGACUGUUUUCUUGUUGACUGUUUUCUUGCUGACUGUUUCUUGUUGACUGUUUUUUUGCUGACUGUUUUCUUGUUGACUGUUUUGGUGUUGACUUUUUUGCUGACUGUUUUCUUGUUGACUGUUUUCUUGUUGACUGUUUAUGGUUGACUGUUUUCUUGUUGACUGUUUAUGGUUGACUGUUUUCUUGUUGACUGUUUUCUUUUUUACUGGUUUGGUGUUGACUGUUUUCUUGUUGACUGUUUUGGUGUUGACUGUUUUGGUGUUGACUGUUUUCUUGCUGACUGUUUUCUUGUUGACUGUUUUGGUGUUGACUGUUUAUGGUUGACUGUUUUCUUGUUGACUGAUUUUAAUUGACGUUUUCUUGCUGACUGUUUUCUUGUUGACUGUUUUUUUGCUGACUGUUUUCUUGUUGACUGUUUUGGUGUUGACCGUUUUCCUGUUGAACGGUUUGGUGUUGACUGUUUUCUUGCUGACUGUUUUCUUGCUGACUGUUUUCUCAUUGACUGUUUUCUUGGUGAGUGUUUUCUUGUUGACUGUUUUCUUGCUGACUGUUUAUGUUUGAGUGUUUUCUUGCUUGUGUCGGCAGUCGUGGCCAAAGGAGGAUUCAGACAAUUUUCCGAACUUUCUGGUUGGUUUCUACUGUCUGAUAUUGUAGCACGCUAACUUUGUUUGGGCUCCUGAACGACACGGGGGAGCAGCGUCUGGCUCACAACCAAUCAGGUUAGAGGAGGUGGAGAACGGCUUUGUUUACAGUCAGAAAGAGCGGACCGCUCAAAAAUGUUCAAAUGUUGACGACACAGACAGAACACAGAGAUAUCGAUAUAUUACCAAAUGUCAUCAUAACUAAUAACUAUUGACUGAUAUUAGAAGAUUUUUUGUAAAUACACAAAAUAAAAAGAUGCUUCUUUAACGGGUUCCUGACUACAACACCUUUAAAGCCUGAACUCUUUCCUGUCUGUGUGUCACCUGCUACUCUGUUCCUGUCCUACAGGUUCCUGUUCAACACAUCUUUCUCAGGUCUGACGGGUCCGGUCCGAGUCCACCAGAACCAGUCACAGGUCCUAACCUCUCAGCGGUUCCACAUCUGGAGCCUACGGCGGGACGCGCUGGGUCAACCCACCUGGGUAACCGUGGGCAGCUGGGAGGGAGGGGAGCUGCAGGUGGAGGACCAGGGAGUCUGGCAGGGACCCAAACCUCCCCACAGGACAGAAGGGGGCGGCCGGAGGAUCAAGGGGCGCUGGAGGGCAGGGAUGCCAGUGGCGGGUAGCCGAGUCCGUGUGGUGACCCUGGUGGAACAUCCCUUUGUGUUCACGCGGGACGUGGACGAUGAAGGCAGCUGUCCGGCCGGCCAGUUCUGCCUGGAUGCCAGCACCAACAGCUCGGAGGUCCUGGAGCGGGUCUUCAGGGAGGUGGCUGUAGGGAACGGCAGCUUCCUGCCUGCAGAAUACAGCAAGUGUUGCUAUGGUUACUGCAUCGACCUGCUGGAGAAGCUGGCUGAAGACCUGGGAUUCCAGUUUGAUCUCUAUAUCGUUGGAGAUGGGAAGUAUGGUGCGUGGAAAGGAGGGCGCUGGACCGGGUUGGUUGGGGACCUCCUGAAUGGACUUGCAGACAUGGCUGUCACUUCCUUCAGCAUCAACUCGGCACGGAGUCGAGUCAUUGACUUCACCUCACCCUUCUUCUCCACCAGCCUGGGUAUCUUGGUGCGCAGUAAGGACACUGCCGCCCCCAUCGGUGCCUUCAUGUGGCCUCUGCACUGGUCCAUGUGGGUCGGCAUCUUCCUGGCGCUGCACAUCACCGCGCUCUUCCUCACACUUUACGAGUGGAAGAGUCCGUACGGCAUGACGCCUCAUGGACGCAACAGGGUCCGGGUGUUCUCAUACUCCUCGGCUCUGAACCUGUGCUAUGCCAUCUUGUUUGGGCGCACCGUCUCCUCCAAGACCCCAAAGUGCUGGACCGGACGGUUCCUGAUGAACCUCUGGGCCAUCUUCUGCCUGUUGGUGCUAUCCAGCUACACCGCCAACCUCGCUGCUGUCAUGGUGGGAGAGAAGACCUUUGAGGAGGUGUCUGGAAUCCAUGAUGCCAAGGUGAGAGUCCUGAAAUUCCACAAAGCUGGUCCCGGGGCUAAUUUGAAACCGGUGCCUACUUUGGACACAGUUUUAUGUGUUUUGGCCACCAAAGAACUGGCGCUCAGUCCGGAAAAAAAAUGGCUCCAGAGUUAAAUAUAAAGAAGAUUCAAAAUGCAUGAAAUAGUUACCCGUCACCUCAAACACAAUCCCUGUUCAGAGCAACCCUGACGAGCAGAGUUCACAGAGGACCUGUUAAUCUUGGAUAGUUUGGACGGUAAGUUUCCAGAAAUCCAGCCGUUCACAUUAGAAGAAAUGAUGAGGCGUCUUGAUGAAAGUAAAAAAUCUGGAUCCUCACGGCACUGUCUCCAAAGAAUACUGGCAAGAGCAGACAGAACGAUCACACUUUUCAAAUGAAAACCCGUCUCAUGUUCGGACUAAUAUGUUCAUUUAAAACUCUGCAGCAGGUUUAUGGAGACGCUUUCACUUCUUACCCAUGAAAAGUAACAAACAAACAAAAUCCCACAGUUUGAUCCAGCACCGACCCAGAACUAUCACCAGGACCACGUUAGUAAAAGUCCUUGAAAGACUUGAUUCCACAACUGUUUGUCCUCUGCAGACUCAGAUAAAAGUCUGUAUGACUAAGAGAUUAAAAACUAAAACACCCCGACUGCAGGGUUCAAAUCUGUGUUCAAACUGUGAUGGUUCAGGAUAGAUCAACAAGGAGACAGUUUGGGUCUAAAAAACAGAAAACAAAAACUUGAAACCUGAUCGAUAAACUCUGAGUGAUGGAAACCUGCCAACGUGAAGCUUUGGUCAUCUCAGGUCAACCUUAGGAGCGAGUGUUUGAACAUCUUUGUCUUUCAGCUUAAGAGUUUUUGUUUCUGGUUGAAUGAUUUCAUGAUGACGGUUUGUUUGAUCAGAUAAUCUGACUGAAAGUCUCAUCAGACGCUCUAACAUCACACACUCUCACACACACACACAUUGGACGCACCAUCAGCUUUAUCUCAUCGUAACAGAGAGCGUCUCGUGGUAAUCCUCUGAAAGUGUUUUAUCAGAAAGACAAGGGCACCACAACGGCUUUAGUUCAUACUAAUAAUAACAAUAAUUAUUAUAACUAGCGCCCCGCGGGGAACCAACAGGCCCAAGCUCUAUCAUGCCGCCACCUCUGUGGACCGCUUCCCCAGCAAACCACCGCCCUAUCAGAUUGUCUGUCACAAAAAUAUUAUAGUACAAUAUUAUGAAAUGUCAUAGUAUCAUAUGAUUAAAAAGGUCAUAGUACAGUAUGAUUAAAAUGUCACAAUAUAGUUUGUUAAAAAUGUCAUAGUGUAGUGUGUUAAAGGUGUCAUAGUAUAGUAUGAUAAAAAAAAUUAUAUUUAAGUGUGAAAAAAAGUUUCAUAUUUAAGUGUGGAAAAAGAUGUUUAAGUACAGUAUGAUGAAAAUUGUCAUAUUUUAGUAUGAAAAAAUGCGAUGUAAUAGUGUGUUUAAAACUUCAUAUUUUCAAAAUUUUCAUAUUUUUUUAUAUUUUAGUAUUGAAGAAAAGUCAUGGUAUAGUAUGAUAAAAAAUUCAUAUUUUACUGUGAAAAUAUUUUUCAAAUUUUAGGGUAAAAAAAUGUCAGUAUAGUUUUAAACAUAUGUCAUAGUAUAGUAUGUGAAAAAAAUCCUAUUUUAAUAUAAAAAAAUUUAAUUGUAUAGUAAGAUAAAAAUGUGAGUAAAGUAUGUCAUAGUAUACAAUGAGAAAUAGGUCAUCGUAUAGUGUGUCAAAAAAAGUCAAAGUAUAGUAUGUUUAAAAAAAAAAUUAUUUUUUGUAUGAGAAAAAUGUCAUAAAAGAGUAUGUAUAGUAGUAUAGCAUAGUGUGUUUAAAAAUGCUAUAGUAUAAAAUCUUAAAGGUUUUAUAUUUUACAAUGAAAAAAAAACAUAUUUUAGUAUUAAAGAAAGUCAAAGUAUAGUACGAUAAGAAAUAGCAUAGAAGAGUAUGAUAAAAAUGUCAUAGUAUAGUAUGUUAGAAAUGUCAUAUUUAAGUAUGAAAAAUAUAUCAUAGUAUAGUGUGUUUAAAAAUGCGAUAGUAUAGAAUGAUAAAAUUUUCAUAUUUUACAAUGAAAAAAACAUAUUUUAGUAUUAAAGAAAGUCAUAGUAUAGUACGAUAAAAAUUUCAUAUUUUAGUGUGAAUUUUUUUUUCAUAUUUUAGGGUGAAAAAAACGUCAUAGUAUAGUGUGUUAAAAAUGGCUUACUGAAGGAGCUCACAAAUGGCUUAGUGUGUAAGUAUGCAUGUGUGCGAACCACAGUCCUCCCAGAAGUAACAGGUUCAAAUCCAACCGUGACAUGAUAAAAAAUGUCAACGUAAGUUAAACAUUUUAGAUUUUUGAAUGAAAAAAAAAAUUAUACUUUAAAAUGGAAAAAAUGUCAAAGUAUAGAAUGUGAGAAAUUUCAUAUUUUUGUAUGAAAAAAAAUGUCAUAGUAUACAAUGAUAAAGAUUUCACAUUUUAGAGUGAAAAAUUAUUUCAUAUUUCAGUAUAUCAAAAAGGAAGUUACAGGAAGUUAUACAGGAAACUACCAAAGCAUGAAAACUGUAGGUUGCACCAGCGAGUUUUUUUUCCCCAUAUAUAUUGGGGCACAGCAAAAUAUGCGAGAGCAGUACUUCGCUUAAACAGAGGAGGAGUCUAAAGGAAACUGUUGAAAUCUUCAGGUGAUGCAUUCACUGCAGCUCAGACGUUUUAAUCACUCCUGGUGUCCUGUGGUGAAAUAAUUACAGAUUAAAUUUGUUCUGUAGAUCACCUGCCUCGUUCUAAUUAAACUUUAAUUCGGCGACCGACUGAAGCAUGAAACCCGUCAGUGAGUGUUUAAACAGCCGAGGCUUCUGGGAGCUCAGAGGUUUAAAGAACGUUCAUCUGUGUGAUGAGCUUUUUAUUUUAAAACCAGAGCGCACUCAGAGUCGGGCUUCGUCUGCUGAUCAGGAGGACACCGACACGUUCAUGUCUACACUGUCUGUCAUCAUCGGAACACCAUCUCUACAAUAUCUCUUUAUCAUCGUGAGACUUUAUUAUCUCUUCAAUAUCUCUAUCUCAACAUGGUCACUACACCAUAUCUCAUCAUCUCCACGUCAUCUCUACAACAUCUCCACAUCAUCUCCAUCGUCAAUAUCAAUCCUAUCUUUACUUCAGCUGCACUAAACCCACAUUUUAAUUUAUGUCUUUGCUAAAGUUUCCUUACUAUCUUUGCAGUUUGUCUUUGAAAAGUUGAUGCAGACGUUAAAAAAAAAAAGAAACAACAUUUAAGUCCAAAGUUUGAACAACUUCCUGUGGUUGAGCGUUUUUCCCUCCUCUUUCUUCCUUCACUCCAAUCGCAUCAACUUUUCUUCCUCUCUUCUUUUUUUUUCUUCCUCUUCUUCUUCUUCUUUGGUUUGUGUCGCAGCUGCACCACCCCUCAUGGGGUUUCAGGUUCGGGACUGUGAGGGAGAGCAGUGCAGAAGAUUACAUGAAGAAGAGCUUCCCUGAGAUGCACGAGUACAUGAGACGCUUCAAUGAACCGACGACCCCUGAAGGCGUCGCUACUCUCAAGUAAGAGACAGAAACCGAACCGAGACAGAAUCAGAACCAGAAGACUUUAUUUAUGAAUCAGUACGUUUACAUGACAAUCGAGAAAACCGAAUUAUCGCCUUAUUCCGAUUAAGACCGGACAACUGAAGGUCAUGUAAACACCUUAGUCCGACUAUAAUCAGAGUUUGAGAACUCUGAUUAAGACACCCAGAUAAUGAGAUUGGAAUUCGAUUUUCUCUACCAUGUGACCAGCGUAGUCGGAGUAUGACGCCACGCCCCCAUAACCCCGUAUCAAACCCCCAGAGUAGAGGAGUAGCGUUGGUCUCCUCUUUAGAAAAAGUAGCGCGUCCAUCAUGUCGGACAAAAACAACGCUGUAUGAUGCUCCAUCUUCUUGUUUCUCCAAAAUGCCCAGCAGCAGUUGUAGACACUUCUGACGUCUGACACCGACCUGCUGUUGUUGUUGACGGUUGUAUGGGGUCGGAAACAGCGCCGCUGAAAAGACCCAUAUCGCCCCCUAGUGUUGGGGAGGAGGACACGUUCACGUCAAUAAUUCAGUUUUCUCAGCUGCACGAGGACGAGUCAUGAGCUUAGUCCGAUGAAGCUGUGCUUGUAAACGUACUGACUGUGAUUUGGAUCGGGCCAAACCAGGCCAGACAAGACCGGAUCAGAUCAGACCAGACUGAACAACACUAGACAAGACCAGUCCGUCCCAGAAUAAACCAGACCCAACAAUCUGGAUGACCUGAGAACACCAUACCUUUUUAUACCGGGCCAAACCGGACCAGACAAGGCCAAAAAACACCAGUCCAGAACAGCCCAAACCAGACCAGAACAAACCACAUCACACAAGACCAGAGUACACCAGGCCAGACCAGAGGAGAUCAAACCAAACAAGAAAAAAACAGACCAGAACCGACCAUACAAGACCAAGCUGGACCAGACAAAACCAAAUGAGACUGAAAUAAACCUGACCAGAACAGAACAGACCAUCUCAGACUGAAUCAUACCUACCAGAACCAAAUCAGACCCGAACCGACCAUACAGGACCAUGUCAAACCAAAUCAGGUUGGACCAGACCAUCUAAGACCAUGCCGGACCAAAAACAAACUGAAAUAGACCGGACCAGACCAAAAACCAGAUCAUCUCUGUGUUCAGAAACAGAAGUUACUGUGUUUGCUUUGUGGGUUGCGGUGGUUGCCAUAGUAACCAUGUUGCUCUGUGCUGAAGGACAGAUCCCCCUCAGCUCGACGCCUUCAUCAUGGACAAAGCGUUGCUGGACUACGAAGUUUCCAUCGACGCCGACUGCAAACUGGCGACUGUCGGGAAACCGUUCGCCAUCGAAGGUGAGGCACAGUGUGUGUGUGUGUGUGUGUGUACUUGUGUGUUUGUAACCAGCUUUGUGAGGACAGAUACGGCGAUCUGACGGACUGGAAUUGAGGACAAAGUCGUAAGUGUUGAAGUUUUUUCCAAUAAGUCAAAGUUAAAGGUUUUGACAGUCCAACGUGUGAGACCGUCAGGUCGGCGUUAAUGAUCGGGGUCGGUUCAGUUAACCGAUCUUUGGACAAUCUCGGCGUUUUUCCAUGUUUGUCGGGUCCUCAGAUGUAUAGAAACUCCGGCACGUCGGCGAGUUUCUGCAGUUCACUUCCUGUCAUAAAGUUACAUCAGAUUUCAUCAGAGAGAGAGACUCUGCAGACUCUUUAACUGUUUGACAUUCAAACACAGCUGUUUGUGCUCCGACACACACACACACACACACACACACACACACACACACACACACACACACACUUUCUUACUCCUACAACAGGCCUGCAUGAAGCCUUAGAGACGAAACUCGGGGUAAAGAGAUUUAAAAAGAACACUGAUGGGAGGUUUGCGUCUCACUCACUUACUUCUGUUUUUCAUUAUUGUUGUUGUUGUUGCUAGGUUACGGUAUCGGCCUGCCUCAGAACUCACCUUUGACCUCCAACAUCUCCGAGUUCAUCAGCAGGUACAAGUCAGACGGGUACAUGGACCUGCUGCACGACAAGUGGUACAAAGUAGUUCCAUGUGGGAACAGAGUGUUCGCCGUCACCGAGGUCAGCCUGAUGUUUGAGAAACACUCAAGAACUCUGUGUGCAUGUUCAUUAGCCUAAGUCAUGAAACAAGUUAAUCAAACAGUCAGCAAAGGGGUUUAAAACACGCAGCUGCCAACAGUCAUGCAAAGUCAGAGAGAAAUUUUGACCGUCUGCUGAGAGUAAUUGCACGGCAGCGUAAGUGUUGUCAUGGUCAAACCUUCCAGAGAUCAUGACAGCAAUUCCGUCUCUGGAUGACCUACAGAUAAUUCCCCUUUACAUAAAAUCGGUUAAUAUUCCUUUGACAUUUAUGUUUCUAUAAUAAUCCGAGUAUGUGACUGUCCCAGAACGGACUGAUUUAACCUUCGUCCUCAGAGCUUAUUUUCUUGGGAAGUAAGCUUGGUAUGAAAAGUAAAAUUAGCGCCACAUCGGUCAUGAAGGACAGAUUUGAGCUGUCAGGUGGAGAUGCUAAAGACAUCGGAGGAUUCAAAAUAAAGACGUUCAGUGAAGUUUAUUCUGCGUCCUCCUCUCUUUCAGACUCUGCAGAUGGGGAUCAGUCACUUUUCGGGUCUCUUCGUGCUGUUGUGUGUCGGAGUGGGCGGAGCUCUGCUGACUCUGGCGUGUGAGCAUGCGUUCUACAAACUUGUCCUUCCGCACAUUCGGCGCCGCCAGAACCUGAAGUACUGGCUCCACACCUCUCAGGUGAGUCUGCGAGCAGGAUUACAGGUUCUCAUGGACAAAGUGUUAAAAACUGCAGUUCCUCAGGUGUCCACUAGAGGCUGGCUGCAGAAGUGCCAAAUACCACAUACACACGAAUGCAAACAGCUAAUUUUUAGGAGAAUGAACACAUUUACAGCCGACCUCAAAAAAUAAGAGUUGUCUAAAAACGCUCAUGCUCUCAAGCGCAUUGGCAAGAGGACUUCAAGGCAUGGCAUCAGGACAUUCAAGUUAACGUGUCAAUUUACACCGACUUCUUUCCGUUCCUCUGCCGAUCGCCGGACUCCUCAGCUGAUCACAAGAGUUCUAUUUUUUCUGGACGCCGGAGCAUGGCGGAUAAAUUCAGCACAGAUUAACCCGUGCUGGAAAGGAAGUCGGGCACAGACACAAAAUAAAACAUCCGGCUUCUUUUCAAAAUAAAACACUCCAUGUUUCAGGAGGAUCGUAUUUCACACCAUGCAAACGGGUGGAGACGAACAAGUGAAAGGUUUUUAGACGUCAUUUCACCCCGAUGACACCAUGGAUGAGGAGAUGCUGAUUCUAGAAGUCUAGAAGUAGAUUUCCUCCUCUGGAAGGACACAAUCUACUGCUUAUAUGUCUAUGUGUCUGUCUUUAGAGAGACGACUCGUUAUCGUGUGAUUGAACGUGAAUCUGCGGGUUCUUGUUCUCACGAACAUCGCUGUCCGUAAUCUGCUAUGAAAUUCACCUAACCAAUGGAUUCGGUAGGAAUUGACAGACAGCAAAAAUCGUCAUUCCGGAUCCGGUGAAAAUUGGGGGUUAUGCUGCGUUCCAGCUACCUCGGAAGUCGGAUGUCGGAGCUGGAAAUGACGUCACACCCGAGUUGACAGCGUUCCAGUUAACAAGUCGGAAAACCAAGAUGGAUGCCUACAGUUACCGUUGUUAGCCGUUGUCAGCGGUUGUCAGUUGUUGUUAGCAAUACCAGUUGUAAACGACGCACAACACAGUAUUUUACUCGUACAAACACCAUCGCACCGUGUUCACAGUUCGACGUUGAGCAGUACAACAUAAACCACUUAUUUAAUUUCACAAAAACAAAACAGAAGUGCUGAUAAAUAAAACAUUACGAGAGCUUUCACUGUUACUCUCUACUGUUGAUGCUCUCCGCUGCCAUCUUGGAUUAUGACGUUGCCGUCAAGUCGGGGUUGGUGAGGAUUGUCCGACUUUCUGAGUCGGUAAUCCGACAUCAGGGGGACAUUCCAGAUGAAUUUCUGACUCAGAGCUCGGAAAUCCCGACUUCCAAGUACAACCGGAAAGCAGCAUAAAGGCUUCCCUCUGGUUGUCGCUGCAAAAGGCGUCAAAACUCACAAACAGACAGGUGACGUCACCAACGCUACGUCCAGUUUUUAACGGUCUAUGGGACAAAAAUAACAAAUGUGAAAGAGUUACUGCCACAAAACCACAAAAACAUGACAAAAAAAGUAUCUAGAAGGUUCUGGGGAGGCGCGGUGACAAAGCUACAUAAGGUUAUUGGAUGUUUCAGAUGUUUUCCGGGUAUAAAGAUCAGGUUCUUUAAAUAAUCACCUUUGGUUUGUCGGUGAAGAAGUAGAUCUGUGUUGUUUCUUUCUGAUCGUCUGUUUGUGUUUUGACAGAAAAUCCACCGAGCUCUGAACAUGACGUACGAAGAUGUGAAGAAGCAGAAAGUAGAGAAAGAGAAGAGGUCUGUUUGAAGCUGAUUUUUAUCUUUAAGAAAAAACAUGAAAAUCCUCCAGAUCAGAAACUGACGGAUGUUUUUAUACAUUUAUGGAGUUCAGAAACCCGAUGAUGUCAUUGACGAUAAUCCCGAACUCUCUCCUGAGCUCUGUGUUAUCUAACCAGCAAACCUGUUCUCUCUGUGUUUAGCUGCAACCUGCAGAAAGCUCCGCCCACCUCAGGACUCCCCGCCCCUCCAGUCCCCGGAGCAUCAGCGAGGUGGAAUAACGAGACAGCUAAGGAAGACACCGCAGCUGCCGUGAAGGACGCCAGAGACUUCAAACGAGUCCACUUCAAUCUAGAGACUCUCAACACCCGCCGGCUCCUUGCUCGUAUCGCCAACACUGAAGCCAAGGGAGGCGGGGCCAAAGAAGAGCAGGACAAGCCAGCUAAGACACCAGCAGUGCCAAACAGCAGAGUGUGUCAGAACGGCGGACCAGCGUCACUCGCCAGUUUGGUGCUGUCCCUCCCAUCCUCCUCCUCUUCUUCUUCCCGUCCUAACACCGCCGCUCCUCCCUCUGGAAUUGUAGCCCCUCCCCCUACAGCAAAGCCGCCUCCCCCUUUGUCUGUUGCCCCUCCCCCCGCUCCUGUGGCUCCACCCAAACCUGGCGAGCUGGAGGAGCUGCAGGAGCAGAUUGAGCAGAUGAGGGAGAAGCUGAGGACAGCGCUGGCGAGGAGGGCGGAGAUCCAGACCACCCUGACCAAACCUGUCGUCACGGAGACGGACAGCCCAGCUGCUGCUACUAUGACAACAACAACAACAACAUCAGCAGCAGCAACAACAACAACAACAACAACAACAGCUGUACCUCCCAGAGCCCCACUCUUUGUUGCCCCGGUAACGACACUGCCUGCCAAUACCAAGUGUGUGACAACGAUGACGGACCCCCCGCAUAAAGUCCUGUCCAAAGUCCGGCCCAUUCAGAGCAGACUGGCCAAUCAGAGGAGGUGAUGCCUUCUGAUCAUGUGACCGGCUGCACACGGCAGCCAUUUUAAACAGCUGAGUGAGAAAACAAACAACAACAAAUAAUGUUUACACCCAACCAACGAGGAAGCUGAUUGGACAACUGAUUUGUUUUCUCCUAUUUAUGCUCCUUUGGUUUUCUGACCACAGGGGGCAGCAGUGAGGCCGGUGUUUAAAUAUCUGCCGACCAAAAUAAAAGCCAUCAAGCUCCCUGAUGUUUUUUUUUUUUUAAUUAACACUUCCUAAAAAAACAAAAUAAAUACCAACGUUUCAAACUUAUUUCCUAUAAAAUCUUUUUGUUCAUUCAGUUUAAUCGUCCUCUGAAAUAGUGCAGGACAUAAAUAAAGCCUCAAUAAAAUUCCUAA